AUGGCAUGGCCUACUCCCUCAACACAGUCACCCUUGGUUAGUCCUCCUCGAGCCCCUUCCAUCCCCGGUCAAGGCCUUGGUGAAAGACUUAUGGGCCUUGGUGGAAGAUCAGGCAACGUCCCCUUUGCUAGUCCCGCUUUCAGAGAGGCUUCUCAAGCGGCUCACAGGGCUCGCGCCACAAACGAACGCCUGAGCCAAAACGUCCCAACUUCCUCUAGACGCAGGACUCGGUCGUCCUCCGAUGAUUCUGACUCUGACGAUCAACCUCUAUCUCAAAGACGCCGAUGCCGAGCCCCUCGCCCAAUGUCAAACCCCGCCCCCUCAUCUAUUCCUUCUCCUCCUCCAAAUGCAGCUGCCUCUCCUACAUCCCUCCAGGCGACUCCACUUUCAAUUCGAGGCAAUGUGGCUGAUCCUCCUGCGUCAUUCAAUAAUCAGGCCGAGCCCCCAGUUGCUCACCCGGCCACCUCACAGAACACUCAGGAAGAUGAAGUCGGCCCCUCAGAACGACCUUCCAUUAUCCCACCUGCAGUACCUCCUCAGGGACCUUCUUUAGCUCCUUCUGGUGCAACUGCCGAGCCUUCAGCUCCUCCAAACUCGGCUGCGGACAGAUGUUCCCACCAGCUCCCUAAAGAUAAAAGGCCGACUAACCACUAUAUGGGAAGAAAGCCUGCAGCAUAUGAAUUCCUUGCCUUCCCCGGCCCAGAUGGACCAAUUUGCAGAGUUAUAUACAAAGAUACUUCUUACAUGUCUCAGGCCUAUGAAGAAUCUCUGAUAAUGAACCAUUCUUUCCAUGUUACUCAUCAUCAGAAUAAGAUGUUGCGAGACCGUGUUACUGAACUGGAAUUGCAACUGAACGAUCCUACUCAGGCCAGCCAUGCUUUGCGAACGGAAAUAAAAGCUUUGACCAGCAGGAAGAAUAGUUUAGAAGUGUCUUUAGCCCUAACCGAGCAUGAACUUGAAGAACUCCAGGAAAAGCAGAGUCAAGCUGAUAAUGUACACAGACAGAGUAUGAAUCAGCAGGCUUUAGAUCAUCAAAGAGCCAUGGACCAGCUAGCUCAAAAACUGCGCACGACCAAGACUCUGGCUAGGGCCACCACAGAGGGCGUGUCAACAGCUUUGGCACUUUACAGAGAAGGGGAGAACGAUCGCUACUUGCAAAACCGUGCCAUGUAUCUGCGUUUUAAAGUCCCUUCCACCUCCUGA
Molecule: messenger RNA, 1203 nt
Organism: Zingiber officinale
Lineage: Eukaryota; Viridiplantae; Streptophyta; Magnoliopsida; Zingiberales; Zingiberaceae
Product: mucin-1-like
Exons: 4
Coding region: 1-1203 (400 amino acids)
Source: RefSeq, a predicted model, not a curated record